Molecule: messenger RNA, 3386 nt
Organism: Callithrix jacchus (white-tufted-ear marmoset)
Lineage: Eukaryota; Metazoa; Chordata; Mammalia; Primates; Cebidae
Gene: PRMT9
Product: protein arginine methyltransferase 9
Biological process (GO): peptidyl-arginine methylation, to asymmetrical-dimethyl arginine; chromatin remodeling
Cellular component (GO): nucleus
Molecular function (GO): histone methyltransferase activity; protein-arginine N-methyltransferase activity; protein binding
Source: RefSeq, a predicted model, not a curated record
CGUAGUGUGGUGUGCGUCACGGUCUGCGCCGCCCGCGGGGCCAGGAGAGGGCAGAACUUCCGCCUCGGCUGGGGUGGGCGGAUUCACCCGUAGAGGAGGUGGUGACUGUCAUGUCGAACUCGCGGUCCAGGUCCCGCCGAGACCCCGGGGGUGGCGCCGGGGCAGCCGGCCGGGACGAGCUAGUGUCGCGGUCCUUGCAGAGCGCAGAGCACUGUCUGGGCGCCCAGGACUUCGGCACUGCCUAUGCCCACUAUCUCCUCGUGCUCAGUCUGGCGCCGGAGCUGAAAGAUGAAGUGAAGGAAACUUUUCAGUACACGCUUUUCAGAUGGGCUGAAGAGCUCGAUGCUCUCAAUCGGAUACAAGACUUACUUGGUUGCUAUGAGCAGGCCUUGGAACUGUUUCCUGAUGACGAAGUGAUUUGCAAUAGUAUGGGGGAGCAUCUCUUUAGAAUGGGCUUUAGGGAUGAAGCAGCUGGGUAUUUUCAUAAAGCAGUGAAGCUAAACCCUGAUUUCAGUGAUGCAAAGGAGAAUUUUUAUCGUGUUGCAAACUGGUUGGUGGAACGCUGGCACUUUAUCAUGCUUAAUGACACCAAGAGGAAUAUGAUUUAUAAUGCAGCCAUCCAAAAGGCGGUUCGUUUGGGGUCCAAAAGUGUCUUGGACAUAGGAGCAGGAACUGGAAUACUAAGCAUGUUUGCUAAAAAAGCUGGAGCACAUUCUGUGUAUGCCUGUGAGUUAUCCAAGACCAUGUAUGAACUUGCCUGUGAUGUAAUGGCAGCAAACAAGAUGGAAGCAGGGAUCAAACUCUUACAUAUGAAGUCACUUGACAUAGAGAUUCCGAAACAUAUUCCUGAAAGAGUGUCCCUAGUUGUAACAGAAACUGUCGAUGCAGGUUUAUUUGGAGAAGGAAUUGUGGAGAGUUUGAUUCAUGCAUGGGAGCAUUUACUUUUACAGCCAAAGACCAAAGGUGAAAGUGGUAAUUGUGAAAAGUAUGGGAAAGUUAUACCAGCAAGUGCUGUUGUAUUUGGGAUGGCAGUAGAAUGUGCAGAGAUAAGAAGACAUCAUAGAGUGGGUAUUAAGGACAUUGCUGGUAUACAUUUGCCAACAAAUGUGAAAUUUCAGAGUCUGGCUUAUUCUUCUGUAGAUACUGAAGAAACAACUGAACCUUAUACAACUGAAAAGAUGAAUCAAGUUCCUGGAGGAUAUUUGGCUUUGACAGAGUGCUUUGAAAUUAUGACAGUAGAUUUCAACAACCUUCAGGAAUUAAAAAGUCUUGCAUCUAAAAGGCCUGAUAAGAUUGGUAUUCCUGUUAUUAAAGAAGGCACACUAGAUGCUAUUAUGGUUUGGUUUGUGCUCCAGCUUGAUGAUGAACAUAGUUUAUCCACCAGUCCUAGUGAGGAAACAUGUUGGGAACAGGCUGUCUACCCCAUACAGGACCUGGCAGACUAUGGGAUAAAGCCUGGAGACCAUGUGAUGAUGGAAGUGUCUUGUCAAGACUGUUACUUAAGAAUCCAGAGUAUUAGUGUCUUGGGUUUGGAAUGUGAAAUGGAUGUUGCAAAAAGUUUUACCCAGAAUAAAGACUUGUUAUCAUCAGGAAAUGAGGCUGAACUUUGUAAUGCCCUCGCUAACCUUCAAACCAGUAAACCAGAUGCUGUAGAGCAGACGUGUGUAUUGGAAUCUACAGAAAUUGCUUUGCUAAACAACAUUCCAUAUCAUGAAGGCUUUAAAAUGGCAAUGAGGAAAGUUUUGUCUUCACUGACUCCAGAGAAACCGUGCCAGACCAUGGAUACUCACUGUCAGAAUAAUGAGAUGAGCUCUGGAACAGGGCAGAGUAAUACUGUACAGAGCAUCCUUGAACCUUUCUAUGUGUUAGAUGUGUCUGAAGGCUUCUCUAUUCUGCCUAUUAUUGCUGGCACACUUGGGCAGGUUAAACCAUACAGCUCUGUGGAGAAAGACCAGCAUCGGAUUGCUCUGGACCUCAUAUCUGAAGCCAAUCACUUUCCUAAAGAAACACUUGAAUUUUGGCUGACACAUGUGGAGGAUGAAUCUGCUAUGUUACAAAGGCCAAAAUCAGACAAGUUAUGGAGCAUAAUUAUAUUGGAUGUCAUUGAGCCAUCUGGGCUCAUUCAGCAGGAAAUAAUGGAAAAAGCUGCAAUAUCCAGGUGUUUACUACAAUCUGGAGGCAAGAUCUUUCCUCAGUAUGUGCUGAUGUUUGGGUUGCUUGUGGAAUCACAGACACUCCUAGAGGAGAAUGCUGUUCAAGGAACAGAACGUACUCUUGGAUUAAAUAUAGCACCUUUUAUUAACCAGUUUCAGGUACCUAUACGUGUAUUUUUGGACCUGUCCUCAUUGCCCUGUAUACCUUUAAGCAAGCCAGUGGAACUCUUAAGACUAGAUUUAAUGACUCCAUAUUUGAACACCUCUAACAGAGAAGUAAAGGUACACAUUUGUAAAUCUGGAAGAGUGACGGCUGUUCCAUUUUGGUAUCAUAUGUACCUUGAUGAAGAGAUUUGCUUGGAUACUUCAAGUCAAGCCUCCCACUGGAAACAAGCUGCAGUUGUUUUAGAUAAUCCCAUCCAGGUUGAGAUGGGAGAGGAACUUGUACUCAGCGUUCAGCACCACAAAAGCAAUGUCAGCAUCACAGUAAAGCAAUGAAGAGCAGUUUUUCAAUGAAAACUUUAAAUACAGCAUCAAGUACAAAAAUUCUUGUCUUAAUUACUGGGAGUAUAUAAAAAUUCCUUGUAAUGGUCAAAUAUUUUUAAAAAUUAACAUUAAUAAAGCAUAUUUUAAAAGAUCCUAAAGAGUAGCAUUAUUAUAGAAAUACUGCUGCAGACUAGCUUUCUAGAAAAGGAUACAUCACUAGUUUUUUGAAUUAGGAAACUUAUUUUGCUUGAUAUUAUGGAAUAAGGAUUUUAAUAGUCUCAUUGUUAUUGUCAUGUGUCAGUAAGUAAAGCAAAACUUUAAAUUUGUAGGCAUCUUGGCCUUUUUUCUUAAAUCCAAACUUGCAAUUGGGAAACACUGAAAGGCUUCCACUGAAGACUGAGGGUUAUGGUUAACUGUAAAUUUUGAUCUUGCUUCCUUUAAAUACUCAGUGUACAUCUGAAACAUCUCAAGUUGUUUUGAGAAUGCAAACUUGAAUAAGAAUUUAAGCUAUAAGCUAAAUGUAAUUAGAACAGUAAAGGUGUCAGGGAAUAAAUCUUCAGGAGGCAGCAUUUUUCUUGGUCUACUUUGGCAAAAGAACAUUUAAAAGCUGGUAACAAAGCAAAAUUAAAUUGAAGAAAAUUAAUCCUAAACUAUUUUUCAAAGUUUUGAUUUGGAUGCACAGUAAGUAUAUUAAUUGAUCCAAUUUUUAUAGACUUGAAAUAAAGGAAGAUUAUUAUCAUGCCUCCU